CGGCAGAAUCCUCGAGAAGCUCACCCAGGUCAAAGAAAGGAAUCGAGGUCGAUGAACGGACAUAAUAAAGAGUGUUCGGCUUGCACCACAGGAUAAUAAUGAUCUUCAAGCAAUAUGCCUGGUUUUAAGAGAACCAAAUAUUUGGCUUGCUUUUAUUGCGGGCGCAAAACCUCGACCCCAUACAACGGGCUCAUACGGCAGUUUGACUGUCCGAACUGCGAUGCAACAAAUUACUUGGACGAGAGGGGAGAUAUUACAGAUCCUCCCAUUUCAGUAACGGAAGCGACUACGCCCAGGGCCGUCAACUAUGCAGUGCCCCGAUCCAUCUCGCCGCCGUCCAGCCCGUCGAGUGCCGUCUUCUGCGAGACAUGCCUCAAAAACCAGCAUCUGCUCACGGCCUCUUUAGCGCAAUACCUUCCAGACGACCCAGAAUCCCCCGACUAUGCCGAGUUGGAGAAGAAAUACUACAAAUUUCGGAAAGGGCUGGAGCUGCGAUAUCCUCAAAUAUGUCCGGACUGCGAACCGAGGGUGCGCCAGCGCAUCGAAAUGUCUGCUUAUACCGCCAAGACCGACGUCCUACGGCGCAUGAUUGACCGCACCGAGAAAACCCGGACAACGAAACAACGCUCGCCACUUUAUCUGUUCGACGGGAUCGGGAGGUGGUUGCGCCUCGCUGGGAUCGUGCUUCAGAUUCUAUGGCACGCAGCAGUCCUAUAUGCCCUCCUCGUCGACAACAUUGCCGCCCGAGAUUAUUCCCCGUGGUUGCAACGUCUGUCGCGGUUGGGCGUUGCCUUCUUUAGCCUGUUUCCCUCACCCGACCGUCUCAUCAGGUGGAGCUUCCUGGCAACUGUUUGCGGUUCGUGGUGGAAUCCACGCUUUAUACAGACUGUGAGAGGGUUCACGAAGCAUCUGAUUGGAUUCUUGAAUUGGUACAUGUACCACGUCAUGAUUAUCUUCAUACGAUUAGCAUCUAUGACUGUCUUGACCUCGACCCCCUUUCAAACUGCCCGAACUUCAAGCUUCGUUGGGGGUCAUUUACUCAUGUUGACAUUCGCCCUUCUGAUUCAUAAACUUUCCGGGGCAUCAAUUCGGACAGACACUACCCCCCUCUUUGCUUCCAACUCGUCAACUCCCUCACGUCCCGUAGCAGCGUUGAUGAGGGAGACUGCGGAUGAUGAUGAUGAUGAUGAUGAUGAUGAUGAUGACAAGAAGAACAUGUCCCAGAUACUGGAUGAAAUCCUGCGGACUCCUUCGAUGCCUCCAAAACCUGGCAACAGGGGGCAAACCACGGUUGAUAGUGACGAUUUCCAAGUCCGCCUUGCCAACGAGGUCUACAGUGGCGCAGAUUCCGGUUCCCAACUCCGAUCGUUGAGGAUAUCGGAUCACCCUGACGCUAAUCCCACACCGAGCUAUUCACCCGUUCCUUACGAGGAGGAGAUGGACUGGUCUCCGACCCAAUCCAAGCAUCGAGCUUUCAGUGCUUACCGGACAGACGGGCAGGGUUCCCAAGGCUUUAGCCAAGCUCCUACCGAGCCGCCAAACGGGCAUUUCUGGUACCGCGUCCCACCGGCCCCCACGACUCCGGCACAACGGAUCUUCAACCCCCCAAAUCAGCCUCGUCUGCGAAAAAGCCCCGCCACAAACGCGGAAAUAUCGUUUCGGGGCGCGAUGAGUGGCGUGGCGGAUAAACCCCUCCAGCUCACCUCUCCAGACAAAUCGAAAUCUGUAGCAUUUGCCGAGCCAUCGUUCUUCUCCCCACCCACCCAGAAUGACCCACGGAACUCAUUAUCGGAACUGUUCACCGAUGGGUUUACUCUUACCCCGAGUCAAGAAGAGCAGGCAAAAAAUCAACGGUCGUGGGUUGGCAACCUGAUGGGGCUCGUGUACCCCAAAAAGACAGACCGUCAGCAAUCUUGAUUGCCACUGAGGGUUGUCUGUUCUGUUUGUCUCUACCGCGAGAACCAGCACUGGUAUUCUAGGUUUCGCCGACGCGACUGGCCAACUGGAUUAUUAUUGAAGAGGGUAUGGAUUCGGAAAUGGAAGCGAAAAGGCUUCGCUCAUGUGCAUACGGCGGCGCUUGGAACUUGGAACAGGAUAUGACGGCAUUCCGGACCCUGAUAUACAAUUAGAAGAGUUGGUUCAUACCCGUGAGAGUUAGC
This is a messenger RNA of Phialemonium atrogriseum, 2159 nucleotides long. RefSeq names its product Ima1 N-terminal domain-containing protein. Gene Ontology annotation, cellular component: nuclear inner membrane; microtubule organizing center attachment site; mitotic spindle pole body. Bases 115 to 1917 code for a protein of 600 amino acids. Lineage: Eukaryota; Fungi; Ascomycota; Sordariomycetes; Cephalothecales; Cephalothecaceae. Gene Ontology annotation, biological process: nuclear inner membrane organization. The record is from RefSeq and is a predicted model, not a curated record. The transcript has 3 exons.